GGAGGUAUUUGUUUCUGCCAGUGGCAGGAGACGGGGCGCCUUCGCAGCCACCUUCUGGCUUCCCAAGGGUAAGGUAUAUGAGGAGACGCGGAGCAUAAUUCCAUGGCCACUGCAAUUGCGCACGCAGCAAAUGGCGCCACAUAUGGGGCGCCCAAUCAUGCUGGCAGCAUUACUGGGUCGACCGCCGAACACUUAGUUGGCCCGCAAAGCAAGCCUUUCAGUCCAAUCCUUUGUUCGCCAGCAAGACUCACAAUGCCGAGACUUGGGACUUGUUCCGGCGCGCCAUCUUUCGGCACCUCCCGGUGCGCCAGCAUAAAAGCACCUUCUCUCGCACUACAUCAGCGCGCCUCGCUUUCCGGUGGCUGGCGCCUCUCCACUCUCCCAAGAGGCAGCUUCUUGUCGAGCCGGUCUGUCCUUCUCGCCCCGGCGUCGCUCAGAAGGCCCUCCGGUAAUGGUGGCAGGCGAAAUGUCGUCGCCAGUGCAGCUCGCAGUGGGGGGGCGUCCCCGGGAGGAAGUCCGAAGCGGCAGAGUAACAACGGGAGGGAGGUUCCGCUUUUUUCUGGACGAAUGGCGGACUUUGUGUCAAAUAUUAAGCGGCCGGAUGCGACGUCCGGGGGGGGAAGUUCGGCAGGGGGAAGUGGGGAGGUAGAGUCGGACAAACCGUACAGAAUCGGGGAGGCAAUCAAGCAGGCGAGGGAGAGAAUUCUGAGGGCGAGGCAGAGCAGUGCAUCAUCGAAGGCUGAGAGUGCCUUCAAGGCAGCCAGCGAGCCUGUUCCGCCCAAAGCGGCCCCCAAACCGGAGCCGGUCAAGCAGACCGAUCCGGUUGACAAACCUGACCCUGUCAAAACCCCCAAACCUCGGGCCAGGGCAAGGACGGCAUCCCAACCAGAACCGGAGGUAAAAUCAGGCGCUGAGGCGACUGAAAGUCCCCCCCCGCAAGCGAAGGCGCCGCGAGCAAAAGCAACGAGAGCGAAGGCAACUAGAGUGGUCCAGAAAAGCGUGGUGGAAGCGGACGCGCCGCGAAGGUUCAUCUCGGGACCGGAGGGCGUGGUUGCGAUUUUGGAGAAGCCGACGGCGCAGAAAAAGGUGGCGAAACCGGCGGCGGCGCCGAAAGCGGCGCGGGCAAAGAAGGCGGAGGCGAAACCGAAGGUGGCUAGACGGAGGGCGGUGACUAAGGCUGGGGAAUCGGAGCAAGGGGCGGAUGACAAGAUUUUGGAGGCGGGAAAAGCGGCUGGAAAGGGGCUUGAGGUGUCAGAAGAAUCGGCGGAAGAUUCGGAAGGGCUACGAAUCAGGGGCGCGGCGAGUGUUUCGACUCGUGGAUCGAAAAGUGGGGCUAACGGGACGUUGAAAGAGAAUGGGGCGACGAAUGGGCUGGCGGCGAAUGGGACUAGGGCGACGUUUGUUAUGGAGGAGCCAACCCUAGCGUCGGCUGCUCUUCCCAGAGCGGCAGCUUCGAAAGGUGAGGGCUGGGUUAUGACAACGGCAGGAGGGGGGGGGAGUGGAACUAUUACCAGUGUGACGGAGAAAUCGGAGACAGAAGCAGUGCGGGGUAGUCGAAGCAAUGCGGCGAAAGCCUCAGUGUCUGUUGGUGGGAACGGGCACCCAAGUUCUGCGGAAGAAGGGGAGGCCAUUGAUAGUGGAACGAUGCGGGAAGAAGGUUCGAAUGCCAACAGGAACGCGGACAAGUCAGCAGAAAAGGCGAUGGUCGCCGAGCAGAGAUCAUCUCCGCCGGAAAGCGCAAGCGAAAAGCCGACCAAAACAGAAAGCGUCCAGAACGGGAAGUCCGCGGAUACCCCCCAGUCAGAAAAGCGCGCCGGCCAGGAGCCCCCCCCCAAGAAUAGGUACGCUGCAAAGAAGGGGGAAGCGAAGAAGGAUCCGAAGGAGAAGCUGGCUGGAAUCCGGGGGGGCCUCGUUGAUCGAAUAGUGGCCAGUCCGAAAGUGUCGACGGUGCUCGCGGCGGGGGGGUCGGGGCUGGACACACCGAGCAUGGUACGGCUGCUGAAAGACCUGAGCGUGAAGGAGACGGCAGUCAAGAAGCCGGGGCUCACGGCAAAGACGUUCGCCUGGCUUCGGAAAAACAAGGCCCCACUCGACCCCGUCGUCUACACGGCCGCCCUCGAGUUCUUUGCUCGCGACGUCAACGCAAACUCUGCGCUCGAAACGCUCGCCGACAUGCGCGAGCAGAAGAUCCGGCCCUCCGCCGACCACGUGGCCCACGUGAUCGCCGCGCUCCGGGGCGCGGGGCGCUUCCGCGAGGCCGCCGACGUCGUCGCUAACGUUGGCGGCCCCGAUGCUGACGUCAGCAUGGACGCGACGUGCUUCAACGGCGCGCUGCGGGCUUGCAUCGACGGGAGACUCGGCGCCGAAAAGCUUUUUGACGUCUACGCGGCGAUGCAGAAGGCGGGGGUGACGGAAACUGCCGACACGUACGAUUGUGUCAUCGACGGGUGUCUCUUGGCGAAGGGGGAUCCCCCGGCCGUGGGGUGGGUCGCCGAAAAGAUGCAGGAGAAGGGGUUUACGCUCGACCGUGCGGGCGCCCGAGCGAUCGAACAGUUACUGAGCGGAGCGAAAGUCGACGAAGCGUGGGACCGGUUCAUCAAUUGGAAACCCAGCAAGGGCCGGUGGAGCGGGGCUCUCUACGUGCGAAUGUUGGACGGUUUGCUGGCCCGGGGGCUGGCAGAGGACGUCAGCUUGCACGUCAGCGAGAUGCAGCGGCACAAGCUCGAGCUCUCAGCCGACCAGUGGGAACGAGUGAAGAAGCUCACGAACCCCCCCGGGAGCGUGAUCCCUCCCCCGACUGCAAGUGCGAGUGCCCCUCCCUCUCCUACUGUUUCUGCCUUCCUGGACGUCAACAAACCCCGGAGCUCAUCCGAGCCCCCCCAGCAACUGUCUUCGAGCGAAGCCGGGGGUUCGAAAAGUGAACCAGCAGGCGAAGGAGGGGUCGGGUCACCCCCCCGAGAUGCCAAAGUGAGCGCAAAUGCGGCAAGGGGCGAAGCGCCGGGUCCUGUUAUGAGGAGCCCGCUGCAGACGUUGUCAGACUCGCUGGUUAAAAGGGCCACGGAGGGUAAGCUGAGGGGGAGCACGGGGGAUCCCCUUCAGCCGGAAAAGCGGCUGGUCAUGAAGGAGGUCUGGACACCCACCGGCAAGUUCUUCACGGCGCCCCGGGUGGUCCCGAGUGCAGAGGGGGGGCCGGAAAACGCGGACGAAGGCGGGGCGUCGACCCCUGCCGUUUCGGGGGGGUGUGCGGCGAUCCCAAAGAGCGGACCGGCAGAGCGGUCGGGUAGAAGUCCUUCCCCACUUAGGUCGCCACAGGGGGCGACUGUUCCGUUCCAGGGGGUAACGUCCGCCAGCUCUUCAGGGGGGGGUGUUUCGAGAGCGAGCAGUGCGGGGGGUGAGGACGAGGAGGUCCCGGGCGACCUUGCGCCGUACUGGAAGCUGAUACAGGUGCAGAUUGCGAAGGGACGGAUCGAGGGGGCGGCGGAAACGUUGGACGACGUUCGGCAAAUGGGGCUCGUUCCGACGGCGGGGAUGUUUAAGGUGGUCGUGGUUGCAUGCGGGAAGGCGGGAUUGAAAGACGCGGCGUGGAAUUUGAUUCGGGGGAUGCAGGAGUCGGGGCACAUUCCCACACCGGACGUGUUUGAGGCGUUGCGUUGAGGGACGUUGAGUUGGUGAUGCCUGCAAAAGUUUUCAGUGGGCUCUUCGAUCAGGUUAUGAGAACGGUGCGGUGCAGGGACGAUAUAUGAUGAACUUCAUCAUUGAAAGAGUGGUCAUUGAAGUGCAGCUCGUUUUGCGGCGCGGGCCGGCG
This is a messenger RNA of Klebsormidium nitens, 3805 nucleotides long. NCBI's taxonomy places the organism in Eukaryota, Viridiplantae, Streptophyta, Klebsormidiophyceae, Klebsormidiales, Klebsormidiaceae. The record is from the annotation of a GenBank genome assembly.